AUGGACGCGAGUUAUGGCGUUAGAGCAAACGUGAUCAAGUCAGAGGGCUAUAGCUCGCUUAGCGCCAGUCGACAUACCCCCGAUAUCAAUCCUACUUUCAGUGCUUCUAUUCCAUCUGACUCUUAUAAUGUUAUAGGUGCGGAUACAACUGCCACUGCAAUGAGUGGUACGGUACAUUCUUCUUUCUGGCCCACAAAACCGACCUUCUUCAACCGAUUGACAAAGGAGAUUCGCACCACUUUUGCCAACGAAGAAGAAAUCCGCACAGGGGACCUACUCAACUCGUGUAAGCUUUUGCAAGCAUGUAUCAAUGGAACAAUGCGACUUACUCCGCCUGUUGCCACUACGAUCCCGCGAACCGUGUUGAGCGGAGGCUUGGUGGUCGAUCAAGAACUUAUCCCUGAGGGGACCAUGGUCGGUACAACGACUUACGCCAUCCAGCGGAAUGCGAGCUAUUUCCAAUCUCCAGACGAGUACUGCCCAGAUAGAUGGAUAGUUAAUCCAGAGAUGGGGGUAGACGAGGAAAGCAUCAAAAUUGCCAAUCAGGCAUUUUGUCCAUUUAGCAUUGGAGCGCGCUCUUGCGUGGGGUGGAAACUUGCUUGGACCGAGCUAGAUGUACCAUUUCUCGGGUCCUGUUUCGAUAUGAUAUGCGGUUGGCACCUGACUCUCGAUGCUGCGGCGGAAAACGUGAUGAUUGUGCCUUUAGAUUGA
Molecule: messenger RNA, 711 nt
Organism: Penicillium manginii
Lineage: Eukaryota; Fungi; Ascomycota; Eurotiomycetes; Eurotiales; Aspergillaceae
Exons: 1
Coding region: 1-711 (236 amino acids)
Molecular function (GO): monooxygenase activity; iron ion binding; oxidoreductase activity, acting on paired donors, with incorporation or reduction of molecular oxygen
Source: RefSeq, a predicted model, not a curated record